This is a messenger RNA of Penicillium soppii, 1269 nucleotides long. RefSeq lists its product as uncharacterized. The record is from RefSeq and is a predicted model, not a curated record. Bases 1 to 1269 code for a protein of 422 amino acids. Gene Ontology annotation, cellular component: endoplasmic reticulum membrane; COPII-coated ER to Golgi transport vesicle; Golgi membrane. The transcript has 7 exons. Gene Ontology annotation, biological process: endoplasmic reticulum organization; Golgi organization; endoplasmic reticulum to Golgi vesicle-mediated transport. Gene Ontology annotation, molecular function: D-mannose binding. Lineage: Eukaryota; Fungi; Ascomycota; Eurotiomycetes; Eurotiales; Aspergillaceae.
AUGAUGAAGACACUAGCUUCCCUGGCACUGUUUGCUGCAGGAGCUACAUCUCAAGUUAUUGAUAGCUCAAGUUUUGGUGCCGGCAAAACGAUAUCACCAAACCGAGACCAUUCAAUCCCGGGAUGGACAAUUGGAGGAGAGGGCCAUCAUCCGAACUUGCUGUCAGACAAAGUCAUUUUAACACCGCCAUACCCCGGUAACACACGGGGAUCCCUAUGGGCACAGAGUCCUGUUUCUCAGUCGGAAUGGUCAGCAGAAUUCCAAUUCCGCGCGAGUGGUCCUGAACGAGCUGGCGGAAUCCUGCAAUUAUGGUACACUAAAGAUGGCCAGUCCCGGAUUGGUACCUCCAGCAUUUAUACUGUUGGCAAGUUCGACGGCUUUGCACUCGUGAUUGAUACGCAUGGCGGACGUGGCGGCAGCGUUCGUGGAUUCUUGAACGACGGUACGACCGAUUACAAAAGCAUUAACAGCCCGGACGCCUUGGCCUUUGGUCACUGCGACUACUCCUACCGCAACCUAGGCCGUCCGUCCAUUGUCAAGCUCAAACACACCAACUCGAUCUUUGAAGUCACCAUUGAUGACAAGCCCUGUUUCUCCACCAACAAGGUUGCACUACCUGCUGGAAACACCUUCGGUAUCACAGCCGCUACCCCAGAAAACCCCGACUCAUUCGAAGUCUUCAAAUUCAUCCUCGAGUCCGCCACCACCCAAGGCUCAACAAUUCCCUCGAACCAGGGCAACACCCAGCCGAUCGUCAACCAAAACCAAGUACCACCCAAAGCCCAAGUCCCGCCUGCGGCACCCGCAUCGGAAGGCACGAUGAUUGGUCUCGCCGCCCAAUUUGUCGACCUCAGCGGCCGUCUCCAGCUGACCAACAAGGCAACCAACACCAUCCUCCAAGACAUCAAGAGCCAAGCCCAGAAGGCUGACGCUCGCCACGCGGAGCUUCUCCAAAUGCUGAUCACAAAGGACCAGUACAACGCCCUGGAAAGCAGACUCGCGCGCAUGGAGCAACUUAUCGCGAAUAUCCAGCGCGAUGUCGGAGACAGGGAUUACAGCAGCCGCUUCAAUCAGCUCCACGAUACUCUGCGCUCGUCGCACCUCAGCUUGAGCGAGAACCUGCAGGGUCAUCUGUUGAAUGUCAUUACCGCCUCGACUCCCCGUAUGGGCUUCUUUAUCUUCCUGGUCAUUGCAUUCCAGGUCGUUCUCGUCAUCUCCUACGUCAUCUACAAGCGUCGUCGAGCCAAUAUGCCCAAGAAGUUCCUUUAA